Emiliania huxleyi CCMP1516 is the source of this 453-nucleotide messenger RNA. RefSeq lists its product as hypothetical. The transcript is spliced from 3 exons. Gene Ontology annotation, molecular function: protein binding. NCBI's taxonomy places the organism in Eukaryota, Haptophyta, Isochrysidales, Noelaerhabdaceae. Bases 1 to 453 code for a protein of 150 amino acids. The record is from RefSeq and is a predicted model, not a curated record.
AUGGAGGACGCAAAGUCCUUCCGCGAGCGCACCGUCUUUCUCCUCGGCUCAGAGGCGGCGGCGAACGACGUCUACUUCGAGGUGUCGGCCGCCAUCCGCCGGCUCGAGAGCAGCGCGGACAACGGGUUUGACCCCGCCUCGCCGCCGUACCGCACGCCCGGAGGCUCGAGCGUCCACCAGGGCAAGAGCCCCGCCGCCGGGGCGGUGCGUCCGUCGGAGCGGUGGGCCGACAAGGAGCUCGAGCUGGAGCAGUACGUCUCGAACUUCGAGGAGGAGGAGAUGACGUCGAUGGCGCUGCUCGAGGACAUCGUCAACCGCAGCGACGGCGAGAAGGAGCUCAUGGAGGCGCUCAAGGAGAUGGGCAUCAAAAAGAUGGGCCACCGACAGAGACCAUCGUCGGCGCCGUGCUGGGCAAGCUCGCGUAUUGGGGGUCGCGCAGAGUCAAGAGAGUAG